UAAACUCACUUUAGAGUUACCAAAAAAGAACAGGCUUUCAAGAUAUCAGAUGCUCUACGGGAUGGCGGAGCUGGAGGGCCUGGAGUUUGGGAAGUCAGACUUUGUGCUGCUGGAUGAGGUCACCAUGGAGCAGUUCAUGGAGAAUCUGAAGCUGAGGUUUGAGAAGGGCCGCAUCUACACCUACAUUGGAGAAGUAGUCGUGUCCGUUAACCCGUACAGACAGAUGGACAUUUACGGCAAAGACACCAUCGAUGCGUACCGGGGCCGGGAGCUGUAUGAAAACCCUCCUCACCUGUACGCAGUGUCUGAUGCCGCCUACAAGGCCAUGAAGAGACGGGCCAAAGACACCUGCAUCGUCAUUUCAGGUGAAAGUGGGGCAGGAAAAACAGAAGCGAGUAAAUACAUCAUGCAGUACAUCGCAGCCAUCACAAACCCAAACCAGAGGGUGGAGGUUGAGAGUGUGAAGAAUGUGCUGCUCAAAUCAAACUGUGUGCUGGAGGCCUUUGGGAACGCCAAGACAAAUCGCAACGACAACUCCAGCCGCUUCGGCAAGUACAUGGACAUCAACUUCAACUUCAACGGAGACCCCACCGGAGGAAACAUCAACAACUACCUGCUGGAGAAGGUGAGGGGUAGGGGUGGCAGGAUGAUGGAGGGGCUCUGA
This is a messenger RNA of Notothenia coriiceps (black rockcod), 664 nucleotides long. RefSeq names its product unconventional myosin-Id-like. Bases 50 to 664 code for a protein of 204 amino acids. The record is from RefSeq and is a predicted model, not a curated record. Gene Ontology annotation, cellular component: actin cytoskeleton; microvillus; plasma membrane. Gene Ontology annotation, molecular function: actin filament binding; ATP binding; microfilament motor activity. Gene Ontology annotation, biological process: actin filament organization; endocytosis; actin filament-based movement. The transcript is spliced from 5 exons. Lineage: Eukaryota; Metazoa; Chordata; Actinopteri; Perciformes; Nototheniidae.